Molecule: messenger RNA, 1322 nt
Organism: Actinia tenebrosa (Australian red waratah sea anemone)
Lineage: Eukaryota; Metazoa; Cnidaria; Anthozoa; Actiniaria; Actiniidae
Cellular component (GO): plasma membrane; extracellular matrix
Molecular function (GO): protein binding
Source: RefSeq, a predicted model, not a curated record
UUUUCCUCAGCUUUAUGUCGUUUCAGUAAUGCCACUUUUCGUUUCUUCCAAGGAGCAAAUGCCUUGGGGCGAAUAUUACAUUCAUGUUUUCUGGUUGGAUUAUAAAGAAAUGUGACUUAAAGCACCAAAACCAGAACUGGAAUUAAGCAGAAAAGCUGCAUGGCACCAUUCUAUCAGCUUGUAACAAUCACCAAGAGAAUUUUUAACGAAGACCACAAGAACGAAAUGUCAUGUAUCUCUGGCACAUUUCAGCAUAUGUAUUGUUGUAUCUAAUACUGCUAAUGUAAGGUCGACUUUGUUGGCAACGAUUUCCAAGACUUGUUUAGUUAUUGUCGAUAAAGAAUGCCUUACGACACUAAGCAUUGUGUCAUUCUGCUACUUCUUUUAAUGAAGCCAAUGAUCGCUGACAGGCAACCCAAGCUACAAAACGAUGCUUCUUGUCCACGACCCAGAGUAGGGAAGUGUAGUUGUGAGCAGAUUGGGCCGUAUACUAAAGUAACGUGUAAAGGACUGGACGCUUUACCAGAGAAGCUUCCACGAAACACUACGUAUAUAGAUUUGGGAGGCAACAUGCUGAACUCUUCGAGUCUCUAUGGAAUGUUUGAUGGUCUUAGCAAACUGAGACGCUUAGAUAUAUCAUUCAAUCCAAUAAAAGGACAUCUUGUACCCGGAACUUUUUCAAGUCUUAGAGAAUUGGUAGAAUUAACAUUAAACAACAACCAAAUCGAGAAGAUCCACAAAGACAGUUUCAUGGGUUUAAAAGACUUGCAAGAAUUAUAUCUAUUUAAUAAUGUCAUAACCCAGCUACCAGACGGUGUGUUUGCAAACCUUACUCUUAAAAGAUUUCAGAUGCAAAAGCCUCAAAGAUCUUCCCCAUAUUCAACGAUCUUCAUUAUCUCGAAUCACCUGUGCUCCAAAUCAAUUGGGUUGGAUCAGAGAGUUGAACAAUCAAGCGGCAUACUCACUUGCUACAUCGGGAUUUUUUUGCAAUAAGACAGAUAGCAACGACUGGAAUUGCAUUCCUUGUAAUGUUGGAUCAUUUCAAGCAAAAAGGGAUAAUGACCCAUGCAGUGAGUGCUCCGCAGGAGGAUUCUACCAGGACGAGAUGGCACAAACCAAAUGCAAAGAAUGCAACAUUGGUACUUAUGUACAUCCAAACAACACACCUGGUAGUACACCACUGUCAUGUCAGGCAUGUCCACAAGGUAAAAGCCCCUUGGUAUGAGCUAAAAAUACAUAGGUACCUAUACAUACAAUACAUAGGUACUUAUGUACAUCCAAACAACACACCUGGUACUACACCACUGUCAUGUCAGGCAUGU